Myotis myotis is the source of this 7996-nucleotide messenger RNA. It is a transcript of the gene ABCF3, whose product is annotated as ATP binding cassette subfamily F member 3. The record is from RefSeq and is a predicted model, not a curated record. The transcript is spliced from 21 exons. Gene Ontology annotation, molecular function: ATP binding; ATP hydrolysis activity. Bases 1025 to 3544 code for a protein of 839 amino acids. NCBI's taxonomy places the organism in Eukaryota, Metazoa, Chordata, Mammalia, Chiroptera, Vespertilionidae.
CCAGUCCCUAAUCCUGAUUUGUGUUCACCCCAGGUCUCCUGUCUUCUCUGAGAAGAAAACAGCUUCAAGGGCCAGCAGCCCCACCUGGCCCCAGGUCCCUAAGGGUAGAGAUUCUUUCUCUAAUUCACUCCUAGCUUUAGGCAGAUAAAAGAGCAGAUUUACCCUCACCAGUUUUUCCUUGCUUGGUUUCAGCCUUUUUGAAUCUAAAAAAUCUAUUAAAAAGUUUCAAAAAAACAGAAGUAGCAAAAUGAAAUGAACGCUCAUGUCCCAUCAUCCAAUUUCAACAAUCAACUCAUGGCCGGUUCAUGGAUAGCAUGUCCAAUCUGUGUACAUACCUAAUUCAAGUGUCCUAUAAAAUUUUUACAGUUUGCAUCUGGAUCCAAACAAGGUCCAUUGUAGUAGGUGAAUGCUUCUUAAAUUUUAUAAACCACAGGUUCUGCUCAGUUCUUGCAAUGUUGAAGAAACCAGAUAUUUCUGUACAGUACAUAGUUUCCCUCCUCCGAAUUUCUCUUUCCCAGUGUUUCCUAUAAUGUGGUUAUAAGCUCUAAUAGCUUCUAUAGAUUUAUUUUAAAUAUUAGGAUUGACUGAUUCCUCACAAGGAUGAAUUAAUGUAAUUUUAGAGCAGGAUUGGAAAAGUGUUCACAUUAAAUGUAAAGCAGUAGCAUCAUUAACUUCUGAGAGAAUCCGGGAAAGGAAGUAGUCCUUAGAGUUACUUACUGAGAUUCAGGCCGCAGAGAAGUCUGCUUUAGGUUUAGGUAGAAUUAGAGAAUAUCAAUGAAUUUACACAGGCCGUGUUCACCUGGUUUUCUCGCCCUCUGGCAGAGUGAGGCUGUGCCCUGGGGUGGUGGAAUAGGCAUAACUUGUAUUGAGUUGCAAGACACGAGCAGAGCAGGCGAGCUUCCAGGCUGAGACCAGCCCAUAAAGGUUGGGAACCAUAAUAACCGCGGCUGCACAGAACUGCGCAGGGGGCUUCUGAAAGCUCGGGAACCAGCGUGAGUCAGCAAACAUCUCGGCUGGCUCCAAAAUGGACCCGCUCAGGCGUGCAGACUGGCAAGACCAGUGUGCCGGACCCACCGCCGGUCUCUCGCGCGGUUCCCACCCGCUGAACCUUGGACAUUCGAGCUCUCCGCCUUCCGGAUCUCCACCUCCCAGAAGGCAGCGAGGGCCGCACGUGCGGCUAAUUUCUCAGCGGAAAAGGCGUUGCGCAAGCGCAGAGAGCAGCUCUGGCGUAGACACAGUGGUGCUCGCGCACGGUUCUUUCGGCCCCGCCCACCGGGUUCGGCGCAAUCCACGCUUUACUUAUGUCACCACUACGCAUGCGCCAUGCAAGGAGGGACGCGCUUUGGGGGAAGGGCAGGGGUGGGCCUUGGCCGGGGUCUCACCGCGACUGCGCGGAAGGGAGCCGGACUGUAACAUGGCGACUUGCGCUGAAAUCCUGCGGAGCGAGUUUCCCGAAAUUGACGGACAGGUCUUCGACUACGUAACCGGCGUCUUGCACAGCGGCAGCGCGGACUUCGAGUCCGUGGACGACCUGGUGGAAGCUGUGGGGGAACUGUUGCAAGAGGUGUCCGGGGACAGCAAGGAUGACGCGGGCAUCAGAGCCGUGUGCCAGCGCAUGUACAACACUCUGCGCCUGGCUGAGCCGCAGAGCCAGGGAAACAGCCAGGUGCUGCUGGACGCCCCCAUCCAGUUGUCAAAGAUCACGGAGAACUACGACUGUGGCACCAACCUUCCAGGGCUGCUGAAGAGGGAACAGUCCUCGACAGUGAAUGCAAAGAAGCUAGAGAAGGCUGAGGCUCGACUAAAGGCAAAGCAGGAGAAACGUUCAGAGAAGGACACACUCAAGACCAGCAACCCUCUAGUCUUGGAAGAGGCAUCAGCCAGCCAGGCAGGCAGCAGAAAGGAGAGUCGGUUGGAAUCAUCUGGCAAAAACAAAUCCUACGAUGUGCGAAUUGAGAACUUUGACGUGUCUUUUGGCGAUAGGGUGCUGCUGGCUGGUGCAGAUGUGAACCUGGCAUGGGGCCGCCGCUAUGGGCUAGUGGGCCGGAAUGGGCUGGGGAAGACAACACUGUUGAAGAUGCUGGCCACCCGGAGCCUGCGAGUCCCAGCCCAUAUUUCCCUGCUGCACGUAGAGCAGGAGGUUGCUGGAGAUGACACCCCUGCCCUGCAGAGUGUGCUGGAGAGUGACACUGUACGAGAAGACCUCCUGCAGCGAGAGCGGGAGCUCAGUGCCCAGGUUGCUGCUGGCAGGGCCGAGGGCUCAGAAGCUGCACAGCUGGCAGAAAUCUAUGCCAAACUGGAGGAGAUUGAGGCUGACAAGGCACCUGCCAGGGCAUCAGUCAUUCUUGCUGGACUUGGCUUUACCCCUAAAAUGCAGCAGCAGCCCACCCGGGAGUUCUCAGGUGGCUGGAGGAUGAGACUGGCCCUGGCCCGGGCCCUGUUUGCUAGGCCAGAUCUUCUGCUGUUAGACGAACCCACAAACAUGCUGGAUGUAAGGGCCAUCCUAUGGCUGGAGAAUUACCUGCAGACGUGGCCCUCCACAAUUCUGGUCGUCUCCCACGACCGAAACUUCCUGAAUGCCAUAGCCACAGACAUCAUCCACCUGCACAGCCAGCGGCUAGAUGGCUACCGGGGAGACUUUGAGACCUUUAUCAAAAGCAAGCAGGAGCGACUACUCAACCAGCAGCGUGAAUAUGAGGCACAGCAGCAGUAUCGCCAGCAUAUCCAGGUUUUCAUUGACCGUUUCCGCUACAAUGCCAACAGAGCCUCUCAAGUACAGAGUAAACUCAAGAUGCUGGAGAAGCUGCCAGAGCUGAAACCCGUGGACAAGGAGCUGGAAGUAGUGAUGAAGUUCCCUGAUGGGUUUGAGAAGUUCUCACCACCAAUUCUGCAACUAGAUGAGGUGGAUUUCUACUAUGAUCCUAAACACGUCAUCUUCAGCCGUCUCUCCGUCUCUGCUGAUCUUGAAUCCCGCAUCUGUGUGGUUGGGGAGAAUGGGGCUGGGAAGUCUACCAUGCUGAAGCUGCUUAUGGGGGACCUAACACCUGUUCGAGGCAUCAGACAUGCUCACCGGAAUCUGAAGAUUGGCUAUUUCAGCCAGCACCACGUGGAACAGCUGGACCUGAACGUCAGUGCUGUGGAGCUGCUGUCACGCAAGUUUCCUGGACGGCCUGAGGAGGAGUAUCGUCACCAGCUGGGCCGGUAUGGCAUCUCUGGAGAACUGGCUGUGCGCCCUGUUGCCAGCUUGUCUGGGGGCCAGAAGAGCCGGGUAGCCUUUGCUCAGAUGACUAUGCCCUGCCCCAACUUCUACAUUCUGGAUGAACCCACAAACCACCUGGAUAUGGAGACAAUUGAGGCUCUUGGCCGUGCUCUCAACAAUUUCAGGGGUGGCGUGAUUCUGGUAUCCCAUGAUGAGCGCUUCAUCAGGCUGGUGUGCCAGGAGUUGUGGGUGUGCGAAGGAGGCGGCGUCACCCGGGUCGAGGGGGGAUUUGACCAGUACCGUGCUCUUCUCCAGGAACAGUUCCGCCGUGAGGGCUUCCUCUAGGCCCAACAAGCUGAGGGCUAUGCCCAGGACAUGGACUGGUCUCCCAGACCCCUGGGCCACCACAUAGGCCACGGACCUCCCCUGACUUUGGGGACAGCCUUAUUCCCAAAUCUCUCCUUUUGACUGGAGCAUGCUCUGCACAAUCCAGAGAACCACAUCUUAGGGUCUGUGAGGACUGGUCUUCUAAGUGGAAGGGGUAGGAGGGUACCCUCUGGGGUUAUAGUUCCUCCACUGCCCCAGCUCUGACUGGGCCCCAAGUGGCUGCUGUGUAAAUUAAAUCUUCUUGCCUCAUCUCUGCUGUUCCCUGGCAGGGCUGCAGUGUGUUAAGGGGUGUGGGCUCUCUGAUUUGUUAUUCUCCUGUGACAUUUGUAUCAAUCACAAAGAGGAGGUUAUAGCAUCACCAGCCUGGAAGGAGACAUCACUAAAGCCGCUGGGGCUCAGAGGUCACCUGCCUGACCUUGCAGUGGGCUGGGCUGUUGAAUGAAGGGCAGUGUGUUACAUCACUGUGGUGCUUGUCCCUGUAGCGUGGGCUCGGCCUCACUGCUUAAGAGAGUGAACUGAUUCUGUAAUCCUGCAGCUUAAGACAUGGUUUGUCAUCUGCUUUCUCCCGUGGUCUCUGGCCCAGGCUCACCCUGCUUCUCUGGUCUGGACCUUCAGAAGGGUCUGAAGAGAAAUUGUCUUUGUCCCUGUUUUGCUUGGGCGGUUUCUUUAUUUUUCCCUCUAACCAUGUAAGAGGGGCCUGGGAAGAAGUUGAAAAUGGGAAGAAAUAGAGCACUUUGUUUUCAAAUUAAGCAGUCUUAAGUGUGGGGUGGGAUGUUUCACUGUUGGGGUCCAGCUCCCCACAUUUCACAGAGGUAAUAGAAUUUAUAAAUAUUGCUUCUCGAGGGCUCAGCUGCUAUAUGUAAUUGUUAUACAGAAGACACUGACAUAGAGACAUUGUGUUGCUCUCCGUGAUGAUGGAGGAAACCAGUCAACAGAAGCAACUUGCUGGUUUCAUGGAGAAUUAUAGUCACAAAGCUCAACCAAGGAAUGUUAACUCAGCUGGUGAGGUUAUUAUAGUGCAAGUAGGUGGAGGGAGAUACCUGUUUUUGGAGUAAAGGAGAAUAAAGACAGGAAGUCUCUGCUGAUUUACUAUAGAACAGGCAGUGAUGGAUGAAUGAAAACAGCAGAAGAGCCACUAAUCAGCCUGCUUCCUCAGCCUCUCUCACUCCCUUUCAGAAGUCCAGAGGAGAGGUUCUUCCAACUGUGUGUGGCUUUGUGAAUCCUCAUGCUCCUAAGAGCCUUCUCACAACCCCCAUCACUUCUGCCAACCUCAGACCUGCAGAUGGGCCAGUCAGGGGCCAUCUGGUGUGUGAUUUGUGUCUACCUGUUUGCCAGGCUCAGCCCCUUCACCUCACACAAGCUUGUGAAUCCUGAUAUGAGUUCUCCCAAGUCCUUAAAGUUGUGGGAGUGCAGCUGAAGGGCUCUGACAGAAUCUGCUGCUUUUGGAGGUAGGUGACUUUAUACAAAGAGCACUGGAGUUGGGCCUAAGAUCAGUCCCAGUGCCAUUACUGGUGAUAGAAGGAGUCACCAGACUAAGAAAUACUAGCUGUGUAAGGAAUCACUUAACCUUUUUGAAAACCACUGCCUGGUUUCUUGAUAGGAUUGUGUUGAGGAUUAGCUGACAAGCACAUUAUGCAUGUGAUUCAUAAAGUGAUUUUUUUGUCUGUGGCCAGUCUGAUUUGAAGGGAAGGACGAUCAUGGGAAAAGCAGAUUUUCUGAGUGAUUCCAGAGGUGGACAAGUUUGGGUUCGAAGGAAGGAAAAUUUGUAAUAGUUCAGGUUGCCUCCUGAGAGUAAGUUUCCAGUCUCUGGGACUGUUCAGCCCUGCCAGGCUCUCAAGAAGACCUCUUUCAGGUUGGUUUCCAAUGUCAUGAUUCCAUGAACAAAAUAGGAAGAGCCUGUAUAUGACAGUACAGGCCUACAUAUCAGGCCUUGAGAAAAUGAAUUGUAGCAGCUGAGAAAGACUACAUUAAGGUUUGGGUGAACUUCUGGAGGUUAAAAGAGGAGAGCUGGCAGAAGAUAGUUGUCUUGAGGGAAAAUAGAGACAAUGUCAACUCCAUUCCAGAAAGCACAGGGCGGAGAGAAAUUUGAUAUGCAUGAGUAGGAAGCCACCCUUGAUCACAGACUGCCCAUCACAGUAGCCACCCCUUUCACACUGGAGAGCCCAUAUAACCCAACCAUUGGGAAGCUGGUCCUUCCAACUGCUGAGGUUGGAGCUGCCCUGCUGACAUCAGGCUAAGUUCUCACUGUUUUCCAGGCAAAUUUUAGAAUGGAAUAGGGGAAAAGGUGCCGUUUACCCUUGCUGGCUAUGCCCCAGGUUAAUUUGUCAUUUUAGAAUGUAAAAUUCUAGUAAAAGCCACUCCACAGCCUAGGCCUGGCCCGUCCACAGGUGCAAGCCAAACAACACCUCCAGCAUCAUCAGCUUAUGGGUCUGCACCAGCCUGAACAUGCAGACUGGAUUAUGGAACCUGGGGAAAUCCCAGCGGGCUAGCAGGCUGGGUUCACAACCUGGCUGAAGGGCCUCUAGGGUUCCCUGAACCUGGAGCCAUUGACUCCCUUCAACCUAGCCUCCCUCCAACUGGGCUUCAUUGCACUUAGUGCUUCCCACAUUAUAAACUGCUUGCCAUUAUUAAAGUUGUAGAUCCCACUUUGCCUUGUUAACCUAGAAGGCCAGACCAUGGCUUGCUCGUCUUUGUGUCUUAUGUGCCUGCCACAGGUUGGGUUCCCUGGGAAGCAGUGUGAAGAAAUCAUCAUGCAGGGUGUUUAUGGGGAUAUGCUGCUGGGACCAAUACCGGGAUUGAGCAGAGGGAGAAAAUGGGCAGCAUUAAAGCCUCAGCCCCACAUUCUGGAGCUGGGUAACUCUGCAGAGUUGUCCUGAGUUGAGGCAAUGGCUCAGGCAGGCCUUUAUCUGCUGAGUUCACUAGUCUUUGAAUGCUGGCUGCUACCAGAAGAUGUGAAGUUGAGAAAGGAAGUUUUCUUCAGCUGAGACAAUUCCCCCAAAGGGACUGACAGCUAAGGACUUUGCCAUCAGCACUCUGCAGCUAAGGCAGCAAGUCCAUUCCUGAAAGGGCGUCCGGGCAGCUCAUCACAGCAUCUACAGUGCCUAGCCUAUAGACAUGUGCUCAAUAAAAGUGCUUGAGAAAUGAGUAUUUGGGGGAGAUUAUUUGAGAAAAAGUAGAGAAUAAUAUUGGAAGAGGAAAAGGGGAUAAACCAAGAAACCAGCCAGAAGGUCAUAAUCAAAAUCCAGUCCUAAGGGCACGGGGUCAGCACAGUGCAGGUGGAGACAAGGCUAGGGAGGAUGGUGCGCAAACUCGGCAAGGGGCUGCCCGCCCUGCCCAAACAAGGAAGGACUCCUUUUUCUGGGCCAGUCUUGAAAGCUUAGGGACCUAAGGAACAGGUUUAUUAGUAAAGGGAACCUUUUUGUUUUUAAACCUCACCUUGUUUCCUUUUAAGACAAUGCUAAGGAAUAAUGACAGUACUAAAUAUUUAUUGAGCUCUUACUGUGCAAUAGGGACUUUUCUAAGUGCUUUGCCCACACUCACUCAGUCCAUCUUCACAAACCUGUUAUUCCCAUUUCACAGAUGAGGAAACAGGAAGUUGACAUAGUGGGUGGCAGGACUGGGAUCCGGGCCAGUCUGGUUCUAGAGUGCAACCUUCACUGUCAGGCUGUACUACCGCUCAGCUCCUCGUGUGACCUGCUCGAUGGUUUUGUUCAUUCCGUCACUUAAAACUCAUCAAUUGCAUGGGGCAGGGUGGGAGGUAGGGGGUUUGAACAAGCUCUCAGGAGAGCAGGCUGAUGAGUAGGAGUACCUGGCAUUGGCUGACACGCUGGGUGGUCAGUGAAGUUGUUUGUUAAAUUAAUAAGAAAAAAACGUGGAAAAGUCAUGCACUGGAAUUAGCACAGCUCUCCCACUAAUGGCAUCUUGGGCAAGUCAACCUCUCCUGAGCAAAUUAUCCUUAUCCAUAAAACGGGUGUAACCCAAUUUGUCUUGCCUGCUUCUUUGGGUAGUUGGAAGGAUUAAAUGAAACAAAGCCCCGUGUAAGCUGAACAAAUAUUUUUGUGAACUGUAAAGAGCUGUGGAUCCAAAGGGUGUCAUUUUCAUGGAUGGAAUGAGGGGGCGGCAGCCUGGGGCCUCCUCUGGAGACACAUAGACUACCACGUGUACAAACACUCCAGGCCAUCAUCAAGAUGAUUGCCCCAGGAGGGCCAUCCACAGCCCUCAUCUGCUGAGCCAAGCAUCAGAAAGUGUGCUUGCAGGAGCGCAGCAUGAGACUGCCUGGCACCUGCUGAGUUACAUGGGGUAAGGUAGAAAUCAUGCAAUUUAAGCCCAUUCUAAUAAUAUGUAUAGGUCAUGUCCUGUUGGUAAUUCUAGGUUUCAUUUUCUUUAUGUUAAAUAAAUGGAUGGUUUGGA